Molecule: messenger RNA, 1932 nt
Organism: Nicotiana tabacum (common tobacco)
Lineage: Eukaryota; Viridiplantae; Streptophyta; Magnoliopsida; Solanales; Solanaceae
Source: RefSeq, a predicted model, not a curated record
UGGCGACAGCCUGUUUCCAACAAAGCUCCCCCCUACCACACUACCCCCGCCCCCCUCUAUCUUCUCCCCCAUUUUUCCCCUCACUCCUCUCUUCCACCAAUCCUCCCUCUUUUUCCUCUGGUUAGGUUUUUUUUUUUCGCGAUUCUCUCUGGCGACCGGAAGAUUCAAAAUUUGAGCUCUCCAGAUCAAGGUUCUUCAUCCUGUUGUCUUUAGAGCAAUUAUAACGUUGAACAUUGAAUUGGGCGUGAAUAUAGGUAGAGUUCAUUGUUGAAGAAGAGCGAAGAAAGGAGAGUAGAAUUGAUAUUUUGGGGUGUGUGUGAGGUGGGGUUGGUGAUCAGAUCUUGAGAGACUGUUAAUAUAUGGUAGUUUUGAGGUUGAAAGGUGUUAACAAGAAUAAAUCUGUGGUUUCACUUGUGUUGUUGCUGUUGAGGAGGAGUGAGGAGGGUGGUUCAUGUGGUAGAGGGAUUUCAGGUCUCCAUGCUGUCAGAGAGCAUGCGUGCAAUUUGUGGUUUGGGUAAUGCCCCAUUCGAGAGUUGCUAGUGAUGCACUAGGUGUAUUUACUAUUUUGCUUGUUUCUAUUUUGGUACUUUUUGGGUUGUUCUGCAUCUUGUACUUGGUCUACCUUCACACGAGGAUUUACGGGCAAGGUUAUAUUCAGCUUGGCUAUUUUAAUGGUCCUUGGAUUAUCCGUAUUACGUUUAUAUUGUUUGCAAUUUGGUGGGGUUUUGGGGAGGUUGUUCGGCUCAACUUGUUCAGAGGCGACGGGAGAUUGUUGAAUGCUCUUAGCUUCAAAUGGCAGGAAACUGUUUGCAAGUGUUACAUUGUUUCGAGCUUAGGUUUUGCAGAACCUUGCCUUUACCUUACGGUCGUGUUUCUCCUUCGGGCGUCCUUACAGAAGUCGGGAACUUUAGGCCAGAAAUGGAAUGGCAAAACAGCUGGAUAUAUACUUCUCUUUUGCCUACCGGUUUUUGCUCUACAGCUCAUACUUAUUACGGCUGGACCGCAAUUUAAGAAGGAUUACAUUAGCAAAUUGCCGCAUUAUUUCACUAGUCCAGUUAAGCGAUCUACGAAUGAUCAGGAUGUUGCCCUCUGCACUUACCCUCUGUUGAAUACUUUCUGCCUUGGUCUUUUUGCCAUCAUACUGACUUCUUAUUUAUUCUGGCUUGGUAGAAGAAUCCUGCAUUUGGUUAUCAAUAGGAGUCUGCAAAAGAGAGUAUACAUGCUAGUGGUAUCAGUUUCUGCUUUCUUUCCUAUAAGGGUUCUAUUGCUUGGUUUAACUGUUAAAACUCAGCCAGAAUAUUUACCUUUUCAAGCUCUUGCAUUUGUGGGUUUUGUUUCCUUCUUUUGUUGUAUUGGGUUGGGCAUCUUCAUGCUCGUUUUCAUGCCCGUGUGGGAUUCUUUAGCAUUGAAGAAGAGCUCAGAGAGGGAUAUAGAGGCUAGGAGAAGGUUAAGUGAUGAACAAAAUGAUACUGUUUCUCUAAUUGCUAACCUUGGAGGAAGUAUGGUCAGCAGUCCUGGGAGAAAUUCAGCUACCUCAACGAAGCGAGGAUCCAUCUCCUUUCGAACAACGGACAAGGAUGAAACUACUUCAGGGGCCUUUGUGGAAUUAAGUGUAUUCUCUCCUAGUCAGCAUUCAUCCCCUCCUGGCUCACCUCAACUUCUUGGCUGGCCUAUGCUACCACCCUCACAAGCUCAAGGUCCCUUAUAGUUUCUUGGGGCUGUAUCUUUCUUGUAUUCUCCUAUUACUGUCAUGGUGGUGGAUUAUAACUGAAAGGUCACUUUUUUGGGUUUUAUAUCGUUUGUGUUCAUUAUCUGAGUGAUUUCGAUGUUUGGUACAUUUUUUACUAGUAAUAAUUAGGACUUGCGAACAUGAUGGAGAGGUGAAAUCUAACAAAAUUUGCUGUAUAAAAGGUUUUCUUUCAUUCUUUUGUA